This is a messenger RNA of Punica granatum (pomegranate), 1310 nucleotides long. The record is from RefSeq and is a predicted model, not a curated record. Lineage: Eukaryota; Viridiplantae; Streptophyta; Magnoliopsida; Myrtales; Lythraceae.
CCCUCUGCUAGUCAAUUGGUAAGGUCAUCAUUGGAUUCAUCUUCAUCUGAUGGUGGAGCGGAGCAAGCUAUGGAGCAAAUUCUUCAUGCUCAGGCCCACAUAUGGAACCAUUGCUACAGCUAUAUAAGUUCGAUGUGCUUGAAAUGCGCCAUAGAACUUGGCAUACCUGACACAAUCCAUAGCCACGGUGGACCCAUGACCCUUAACCAGCUUGUGGAAGCGAUCCCAGUCCGCCUGGGGAAGGCCCAUUGCCUAUACCGAGUUAUGCGUGUCCUCGUCUACUCAGGCUUCUUCGAGCUGCAGAUCAAUAAAAGAGGAGGAGCUCAUGAGGAGGAGGCAGCUUAUUCGCUUAACAAUAUCUCCAAACUCCUCAUCAGAGACAAUCCCCUCAGUGUGGAGCCGUACCUUCGGGUUAUGCUCAAUCCCAUUCCGAUGAAGUCAAUGGAUUGUUUGAGCGCCUGGUUCCAAAAUGAUGAUCUUUGCACCGUAGGGACGGCCCAUGGAAUGAAUCCCUGGGAUCUUGUGGCCAGAAACCCCAUGUUUGGGUGCCUAUUCAAUGGUGCCAUGGCAAGCGAUUCUCGGUUGGUUGCGAGGGUGUUGAUGGACCGCUGCAAGUGGGUGUUUGAAGGGUUGAAGUCGCUUGUGGAUGUAGGGGGCGGGACUGGGGAGAUGGGCAAGGCCAUCGCAGAUGCGCUCCCACAUAUGGAGUACACUGUGCUUGAUCUCCCGCAUGUGGUGGCCGGUCUGCAAGGGACUGGGAACUUGAAGUAUGUCGGAGGGGACAUGUUUAAUGAGAAAAUCCCACCCGCAGAUGCAAUUCUCUUGAAGUGGAUAUUGCAUGAUUGGACGGACGAGGAGAGCGUAAAAAUACUGAAGAAGUGCAAGGAAGCCAUACCAAGAAAAGAGGAGGGAGGGAAGUUGAUCAUCAUAGAGAUGGUGAUCGAUAACCCAACAGAAGAAGAUGAGAAGAUUAAGGAAACACAGCUCUUGGCCGACGUAGCCAUGAUGAACAUCAUGGGAUUAGAAAGAAACAGAGAGGAAUGGGCCAAGCUCUUCACUGAUGCCGGUUUUAGCGGUUACAAGAUAAGUCCUAUAUUGGGUUUACGAUCUGUCAUUGAAGUUUAUCCAUGAUUCCCCUCUUAUUUACUAUGAAAUGUGGAUUUGGUAAUUAGUCUUGCGAGAAGAACUUGAUAAUAAGCCAAAGUUUUCUUUUUUAUCCCGGUAUGGGAUAAUAAGCCAAAGUUGCCUUAAGGAUAUUGUAACUUUAUUCUGUGGCCGGAGACGAGAUUAGAUGGGCGUUGUUAUUUCCU